AUGUCCGGUAAGCGACAACGACCCGCCAAUUCGUCUAGACGCCCAAAGGGUGCUGAGGACGAUGCUCCUCCCCCAAAGCGCGACAAAACCAGCAGAAGCAGCCGUUCCAACAGAUCAACUAAUGUCAACAAUUCAGGCGAAGCAGAACCUCGACGAUCGGUGCGCGCCACCAAGGGCCAGCACACCAAAUCCUUCGACGAACUUGAACCUGCGACCGUCCCCAAACGACGACAGACAAAAAAGACCAAGAAGGCUAAGGAGCAAGAGCAGGAGCAGGAGCAGCAGCAGGGGCAGGAAGAAGAUGAGGAGGACGAGCUCAUCCGCUGCGUCUGCGGCGCGACCGAGCAGGAUGAGGAUUCUGGCGAGGCUUGGAUCGCCUGCGAAACCUGCGGCGCGUGGCAGCACAACGUUUGUGUCGGAGUGAGCUCGUUUGACGACGAGAUCCCCGAGCAUUACUGGUGCGAACAAUGCCGACCCGAAGAUCACAAGGAGCUCCUCGACGGUAUGGCCAAGGGAGAAAAGCCUUGGGAGGCCCGGCGUCAAGCGCAUGAAGAGGCCAAGAAGAAGAAGCGCGGCGGUCGCAAGGGCAAGAGCAAGCGACAUAGCGAGACCAAGGACGAGGACAAGUCCAAGGCCAAGCCGUCUCCGGCCCCCGACGCCCCCAAAGAGAAGAAGGAGACCAAGACUGGGAAACGAAAGGCCCGAGAAGACUCCCACGACACUGAUGGCAAGGUAAGUUGUCCCUUUGGUAUCCCGCAUGGACUUUGUCCGGUUGCUAACCCUGAGUGGCAUGUGAAGACGACCAAGAUCCGCCGCGUAGCCGAGAACGAAGCCGCGCCUGUGCCUACAGUGUCCUACAUGCCUCCAGCAGACCUGGCCAAGGCGAUCGGAGAGCUACCCAACCAGCGAAUGGGACCAGCCAAGGCGUUGAACAAGUCUAUCACUCAUGUCUUGACCUCAAUACAGAAGCAAGGCAACCUCCAGCUCGAGGAGGGCAGCACGAUCGAGUCCAAGUCCGAGACGCUCGCUCUACAAAUCGAACGUGCCGUCUUUGACACGCACCCUGUGACCAAGGGACAGAAGGAGUACAGCCAGCAGGUCAAAACACUGGCCUUCAACCUCAAGAACAACCCGGAACUGUGCCAUGGACUUUUAGCUAGGACCCUUUCGCCUUCGGGCCUGGCGGUCAUGACAUCAGAGCAGCUUGCUUCGUCAGAGAUGCAGAAGCAGACUGCCGAGAUGAAGGCCAAGGCCGAAAAGCAGUCUAUUUUCUACACAUCCGAAACAGGACCUCGUGUACGACGAACACACAAGGGCGAAGAGGUUAUCGACGACGAGUCGUUUGUUACUGACGCCCCAGUGCCUCUCCCUGCAGGUCCGCGUCGCCCACCGGUCCAGACCGUUAAGAAAGAGCCUGUCGGGGGAGACAAGCCGGACCUCGCUUCCCACCCAGCACAACAUGACGAUAAGCAACGAUCACCGAGCCAUCCCGAUUUUGAUAUCACCAAGGUCUUCUCGAGUGUCAAGUCUCCGACUGCUUCUCAGAAUCGCCGUCCAUCAGCUCCCAUAGCCCCGGCUAAUGGCCCGGGUGUUGAUGCUGAUGUAGACCGGAUGCUCCAAGAGGAGAACGAAUCACCCCCGUACUCUCCUACUGAGGAGACUCAGGACCCCGACGUUAUCUGGCGGGGUGCGUUGGCUAUGAGCUCGAUCGCGGACUUCCCAGCAACGGCCAAGCACAUCGGCGGCGCUAACUUUGCCGCGGUUGGGCCAUGGUCGAAACUGAUUCCAAGACGAAUGACAGUGGCUGGCCGCAUCACGGAGCAGAGUGCCAUAGAGUAUCUCUGCAGUCUUCGCUACAGCAGCUUCACCGAUAUCAUCGUUGUUAGCAUUACACCCGUGUCUCCAGCUUCGCAUGCCGAGUUUAACGCUCUCAUCGACUACUUUGUGAGCAAGAAGCGGUAUGGUGUGGUCGGGGACAAGGUCGUAGGAAAUGUGCGAGACACGUAUCUUGUGCCAGUUCCCCCUGGAGAGGAUAAUUAUCCCGAGUUUAUGCUCAACCUUGUUGACAACAAGAUCCCAAAGACUCGCACUGAGCCGAUGUUGUUGGCGGUCUUUGUGUAUCGCAACGAUCCUGAACAGCUUAAGCAACUGAAGGAUAAUGCCUCGAAUCAACAAGAUGCGAGCGCCCAGGGGUCGCCAACGCCGGCGGGACACGCUCAACGAAGUAACUCGACGGCGUCAGCAGGUCCUGCCUUCUCACCAGCAACACCUCAGGCGCCUCAGGGAGCAUUCCCUCAGAGUUCGCCACCACCUCACCUGCAUUCGAUGACACCGGUACCCAUCCCACAGCCGCCUCAUACCCGACCAGUUGCGGCCCCAGCACCGACUGCACCUCCAGCCAGCCAGCCGCCGGCUCCGACGGAGAUGUCGGAGGCACAAAAGUACCAGGCCCAGCAGGCCGGUACUGCUAUGGCUCAAGAGAUCCUUGGACCCCUGAUUAGUGUUCCGACGGUUCAGUUCAUCCUCCCCCAAGCGUGGCAGAUGUCACGAAGGGAGUGGGAAGUGGUUCGGAAGAUCUUUGAGCGAGAUCCUCGCGCACGAGAAGAUCUUCAACAUCUUGGAACCCUCCUGGAGAGGGAGACGGCAAACGACAAGGCAGGAGCGCCUGCUGCUGCUUAA
Molecule: messenger RNA, 2679 nt
Organism: Fusarium keratoplasticum
Lineage: Eukaryota; Fungi; Ascomycota; Sordariomycetes; Hypocreales; Nectriaceae
Product: Transcription factor BYE1
Exons: 1
Coding region: 1-2679 (892 amino acids)
Biological process (GO): DNA-templated transcription; transcription antitermination; transcription elongation by RNA polymerase II
Cellular component (GO): nucleus
Molecular function (GO): RNA polymerase II transcription regulatory region sequence-specific DNA binding
Source: RefSeq, a predicted model, not a curated record